UCUGUCGUGGCAGCAUGAAACUUAAUUGGCUCAAAGAAAAAGGCUAAAUAGCCCAGAAUAGAUGGAUAUAUAGAUCGUAUACAAAAUAAGCCACACUUCCACCAGCAAGCUAGUUGCUCUAGCAAAGGAAUAAGGAAGAAGAUCCAUCUCAGGUUUUCAGGUGUAGCUCCAGCCAGCAAACCAUGCAACCCAUGGAGGGGAUUCUGGUUGCUUUGGCAUCCUACGGCGCCACCAUGCUCGCCGAGAUGGCCAAAGAUAAGGUGGCCAUGCUGACCAGGGUCUCCGGCGAGAUCGACGACCUUGAAGUCAAGCUCAGGGACCUCAAGAAGUUCCUUGCCGAUGCUAAUAGGAGGAACAUCACCGACGAGAGCAUGCGGGCGUGGGUGGAGGAACUGAAGCGUGCCGUGCACGACGACGUCACUGACAUCCUCGACCGGUGUCGGCUCAAGGUCACGGAGUAGGAUCCAUCCAAGGGCAUGCUCUUUUGCACGAGGAAUCCCCUCCACGCAUCAUCAAAUUUAUAGAAAGUGAAGCACUCUUUGUUAGGCGGUGUAAUAAUGUGGGGACUUGGUAAUGUGGAUCCUACUCGUACAGUGCACAAGCGUAACUAACUUGGAAAUGCGAACUCGAAACAAAAAACUCCUCCCUCCAUUUAUGUAAGGAAUAAAAACCGUGAUGCAGAAAUGUACAUACGGUUCAGCAUU
This is a messenger RNA of Aegilops tauschii subsp. strangulata, 704 nucleotides long. RefSeq lists its product as uncharacterized. NCBI's taxonomy places the organism in Eukaryota, Viridiplantae, Streptophyta, Magnoliopsida, Poales, Poaceae. The record is from RefSeq and is a predicted model, not a curated record.